Messenger RNA from Psylliodes chrysocephalus, 1789 nucleotides. The record is from the annotation of a GenBank genome assembly. Lineage: Eukaryota; Metazoa; Arthropoda; Insecta; Coleoptera; Chrysomelidae.
GGUUAGUAAGUAUAACUGUGUAGUAAUUAGUAUAGUUUCCACUUAAGAGGAUAUAUGUGGCUGUUUAUUUACUUUAUAAUAUUACCAGAAUAUCUUUUUCAGUAUGCCUAAAUUAUUAUAUAAUUAUAUAAUCGACCUGAAAUACAAUUUCCAGGAAAUUUUGAUAUUUUUCUUUUUUGCCCUUUUACUUUUUCGAUUCGUGGAAUAUUUAAGACAUAACCGAGAAUUUUUUAAAAAAGUAUCGAAAAUACAUGGACCUCCAGGCUUGCCAAUCAUCGGAAAUGCCUAUAUAUUCUUGCGAAAUUCAGCAGAUUAUAUGAAGACAAUAGAAAAGCUGUAUUACCAAUACCCAAAAAUCUGUAAAAUUUGGUUGGGACCUAAUAAAACAUAUUGUUUAUUGUCUGAUCCUGAAUACAUUAAAAUUGUAUUAACUAAUCCUAAGGCUAUAGAUAAGAGUGACGUUUAUGAAACAAUAACUGAAGUUUUUGGCCCUGGGAUAUUAACAGCACCAGCUAAAAUAUGGAAACCUCAUCGAAGAGCAAUUUCUCCCUCUUUUAAUAAAAAUAUUUUAGAUUCAUUUGUUAACAUUUUCGCACAAGCUAGUGCCGAAUUCGUAAAACGACUGAGAGAAGUUGGAAACAAAAAAGAUUAUGAUUGGUCUAUUUUUGCUAAAAGAUAUUCAUUGGACGUAUCUUGUAAAACUAUAAUAGGUGUCGAUUUGAAUAUUAAUUAUGCGAAACCCAGAGGAGAUGAUCUUGGACACGCUAUAGAAAUGAUAAAUUAUUAUGGAACAAUAAAACAUCUGAAGGUGUGGUAUCAGGUGGCCGCAAUUUAUAAAUUUUCGUCAGUCAAAAGGAUCUUUGAAAAAUACACUAAGCGCUUCAACAAGAUCACAACUUUGGCAGUCGGCGAAAAGCUUCAUCAAUUAAAAGAAAAUGUUGACGCUGUUUAUUCAGAAACUGAAGAAAAGAAAAGAAUACCCGACUUAUUGGAAUUAAUUUAUAAAAAUCCAAUUUUUACCGAAGAAAGUUUAAUCUAUGAAGUCAACACAUUUUUGGCAGCGUCUAUGGAUACUACUGGCAUGGUCAUUUGCACGUUGUUUAUAAUGUUAGCAAUGCAUCCAGAUAUACAGCAAAAAGUUUAUGAUGAAGUUAUUGAUGCAGUUGGACUUACCGGGGAAAUUGAGUCGUCAAAUUUAGUGAAAAUGAAAUAUACAGAAAGGGCAAUUAAAGAAAGUUUGAGACUUUUUCCACCAGUGGUGACGUUUGGAAGAACAAUAACCGAAGAUAUAGACCUUGGUGAUAUUAUAAUUCCAAAAGGCAUGAUGGCUAUGGUGAUUCCGAGUAUACUUCACAGGGACCCAAAGUACUGGAAAGAUCCACUAACAUUUAAUCCAGAUAGAUUUUUACUUGAGGAAAAAAGUAAACGACAUCCUUGCACAUAUAUUCCUUUCUCUUAUGGUGCCAGAAACUGUAUAGGUAAAUAUUAUGCGUUUCAAAAUUUAAAAACUCUAACAGCAACAGUGAUUCGAGAAUUUAAGAUGUGCACCUCAUAUAAAUCAGUAGAAGAGAUUGAAUUUAGUUUGCAAGCAGUUCUUACAUUGACACAUGGUGUUAAAUUGUGGUUUGAACCACGAACAUAAUGGGUAUAAUUGUUUAUUAGUGUAUUUAAUGAAUAAAUAGAUAAUUUUUUUCACAGAGAAUGUUUCUAUUAAAAAUGUUGAAUAACACCCUUGUAAUGGACUAAAAAUUCAUUCCUAUUUUUUAAUUAACUGGAUCAACCCUUUUCU